GCAACAACCCAGUCAACCUACAAGACCUUCGCCUCGCACCCUCUCUCUUUCUCUACUACACACCAGCAAUGGCGCAGAUACGCGGCACAGCUGGCUACCACUUGGGCAACCAGAGCCCCUUUGGCAACUCGGGGCGCAACGACGAUAGCAGGAAUGAUCCAAGUCCGUUGGACCAACUGAGGGCGCAGACGAGCAAGCUUGAGGACAUGCUGGAUACUGUCGCGGACCCCAUUAAGCCAUACCUUCCAGCAAUCGGCCGCUUCCUAAUCGUCGUAACCUUUCUCGAAGACGCUCUGCGCAUAGUUACACAAUGGUCCGACCAAAUCUCAUAUCUACACGACUACCGACACAUCUGGAACGGAGCCACGCAUUUGUUCCUCAUCACCAAUGUCAUUCUUAUGCUCAUCGGCUCGGCUGGUGUUAUCGGCCGAAAAUACUCCGACUACUGCGUCGGCAUGCUCAUGUUUGUCGUUGUGCUCCAGGGCAUUGGAUACGGUCUGGUCUUUGACCUCAACUUUUUCCUGCGCAACCUGUCCGUCAUGGGCGGACUGCUCAUGGUGCUUUCCGAUUCGUGGGUCCGCAAGAAGUUCGCCCCCGCCGGCCUCCCUACGCUCGACGAAAAGGACAAGAAGAUGUACUUCCAGCUCGCCGGACGCGUUCUGCUCAUCUUCUUGUUUGUCGGCUUCGUCUUCCGCGGCGACUGGAGCUUCUGGAGAAUCAUUGCCAGUCUGCUGGGUCUCGUUGCUUGCGUCAUGGUUGUGGUUGGAUUCAAGGCCAAGUUCUCGGCCAUCAUGCUAGUGCUUAUCCUCAGCGUCUUCAAUCUCUACGUCAACAAUUGGUGGACGUUGCACCCACAACACCCACACAAGGACUUUUUGAAGUACGACUUCUUCCAGAUCCUCUCAAUUGUCGGUGGUCUUCUCUUGCUGGUCAACAUGGGCCCGGGACAGUUUUCCGUCGACGAGAAGAAGAAGGUCUACUAGACACGGACGGGUCCACGCAUCAUGACACGUGUUUCGAUUCGGACGGCCCACUACAUUCGACAACGCAUAUCAUAUUAUUUGGGAAACAACAUGUGGCAGUGCCAGUAGCAGUAGCCCUGUAUUGGAUAGCUGCUCAGCUUAGAACAUUUGGGAGUAGGCGGAGGGGUCAAAAGUGCGGUUUGCCAGGUUCAGAGCAAAGUGGCACGACAAUGUGUAGACUACGAAUGGGAAUCAUGGGCGUUGUCAUUAAAUUCGGCGAUUGGAUUCAAUCGCCAGUAACAAGAAAUCUUCUUUACACACAUUG
Pyrenophora tritici-repentis Pt-1C-BFP is the source of this 1287-nucleotide messenger RNA. RefSeq names its product SURF4 multi-domain protein. Lineage: Eukaryota; Fungi; Ascomycota; Dothideomycetes; Pleosporales; Pleosporaceae. Gene Ontology annotation, biological process: Golgi organization. The record is from RefSeq and is a predicted model, not a curated record. Gene Ontology annotation, cellular component: endoplasmic reticulum; membrane; endoplasmic reticulum-Golgi intermediate compartment.